Molecule: messenger RNA, 509 nt
Organism: Musa acuminata AAA Group (dessert banana)
Lineage: Eukaryota; Viridiplantae; Streptophyta; Magnoliopsida; Zingiberales; Musaceae
Exons: 1
Coding region: 1-219 (72 amino acids)
Source: RefSeq, a predicted model, not a curated record
AUGUGCUUGGCGUUCGUGUGCGGGGAGGAGGAAAAGGUGCUGGGGACGCACAAGGCGCCGGGGAGCUGCCCUUUAUGCGGCGGCACGGUGAUGGCCACGGACGUGGAGAAGGCGCUGCGGCUCUGCUUCCUCCCGGUCUGCCUCAAGACCACGAGGAAGUACUCCUGCUCCCAUUGCGCCCGCCGCCUCGUCACCUACCCUGAAAGAUCGCAGAUUUAGCUGGAAUCGGUCCUCAAAAUCCCACCUUGCCUGUAAAAGUCGUAGCUUUACAGUUCUGACCACCCUGGCUGAGAAGUCUCACCUUGUAGCCUUUGAUGAAGCUCCCAGAGCUGUUCUGAGACAGUGGAAAGAGGAUGAAGAUGCAUGAUAACGGCGUAGCGCGGAAUCACCGGGUAUAAUAAGAAUGUCGUGUAAACUGAUAGCUGUUUCUCCUCUUGUUUCAUGUUCUUCUCUCUGCUCUCUGGGGAAGAAGAACCUCAAAUGAUGAACUUAAACUUUCAUGAUGUGUA